Messenger RNA from Owenia fusiformis, 807 nucleotides. The record is from the annotation of a GenBank genome assembly. Lineage: Eukaryota; Metazoa; Annelida; Polychaeta; Sabellida; Oweniidae.
AAUCGGCAGCUGUGGAUGUAUAACAGUCAACACCUAUAAACAAUAAAUAAUACAAUGAGCGGUUUCAGCGACGAUCUCAAUGAAGAACAGUCUAAGGCUUUAGAUGUCAUGAAGGAAAAUAUUUCUGAUGUAGCAUCUAAUGCAGUAGUCGACAAAGAGUACCUAUUGCGAUUCCUUAGAGCUCGUGAUUUUGACGUAACAAAAGCUGAACAUAUGUUACGGCAGUGCCUAAAAUGGCGGGAAGAAACCGACGUUGAAAACCGAGACAAUAUUCCGUUUCCCGACUUUGCCCAAUUUGCACCGUUGAUAUCUCUCCCUAUUGGAAGAGCUAAAGAUGGAAGUCCAGUUGUCUAUGUCAAUUAUGACGGUGCUGACUUUAAAGGGUUGAGUCAGUGUUGUCAAACGAAGGACUGGGUUUCAAUUAUCUGCCGUGGAAUGGAAAUGGCUGAUGCUGUAGCAAAAACUACCUCAAAACCAUACAAAGGAGUGACGGCCAUUAUUGAUUACAAUAACAUUGGGAUGAAUAUGAUAUCGAAACCAAGUCUUGACAUUUUAAAUGGAGCUUACGGAGCCGUUGAUAACUACUUUCCUGAGUUUGUCAGUAAAAUGAUAGUAUUAAACGGCUCGAUAGUCGUGAACAUAUUCUACAAACUUAUAAAGAGGCUUAUUCCACCCAAGACACGUUCGAAAAUAGAAUUAUUGAAAGAUACAAAUGAUAUAAAGAAGUUUAUAGAUGAAGACCAACUGAUAGGUUAUUACGGUGGAACCUUGGUAGAUGAAGAUGGCGAUCCAAAGUUUAGCAGCAAG